Amoebophrya sp. A25 is the source of this 2449-nucleotide messenger RNA. NCBI's taxonomy places the organism in Eukaryota, Dinophyceae, Syndiniales, Amoebophryaceae. The record is from the annotation of a GenBank genome assembly.
AUGUGGAUGUUCCAGCUUAAAAACUCAAACGCAGGCUUGCCUGCUAGUUCAAGUGGCGCUUCUUCAUCGAUAGGGCCGCUUUUGAAUACGAAUAAUUCUAGUCAGAGUUCUAUGUUUUCUUUCGCUAAUAGCGCACCGUUGCCCGCCGGGGUAGGUGUGUCUAUGGGCAGUAAUAAGAACGUCAUUUCUGGGUCACUCGCUUCUGUGAGUAUGCCUUCCAGUACAAGUAAUUCUGCUAGUAGUUCGGGAGUUUCUGGUCCUAAGUCCAGCUCUAUUCGUCCGUCUGGUGUAAGGGUUGUAUCAAAUUUAUUUGAGUCCGAUUCUGCACUUUUGAGACUUCAGCCGGCAUGUCAUUUGUCAGUAGAAGAAAUAUUGAAUUCAGCUGAUAAUAAUAGAUUGUUCUUGCGGUUCAAAGACUUCGUCAACGCACAGAGGGGUGCCUCUAUCAACCGUGAACUUUCUGCUCAGCAAAAAAUAGAGUUAAUGGCCAGUUAUGGCCCCGUCAAGGCGAGACGGUUUUUGGCCGCGAACACGUCGGCGGUGAAAGGGGAGUCAGUAAAGAACUGGGACAGUUAUCUGUCGUUCUUUCGCUCCUAUUUAAACCUAAUGACGACCAAAGGCGAGAAGCCUUUUCCGUUGAAUGCAGGUAAAGUCGAGGACUUCCUUUCGAUUUAUAACAAUGCAUCUACUGUUAAUUGCGCUCGGUCCGCUCUGAAGAAGGUAGCAUCUGUUCUUUUGCUUCCGUUUCCUGAUCGUGUAAACUCUUCUGCUAUAACGCGGGGCGUGCGACGCCAUCAAGGAGUGUCAGGCGCAAAAGAUCCCAUUUCUCCUGAAUUCUUGAACAAGAUUCUUGGUCUUGCUAACCUUCCUCCGCGGUUUCGAAUGUUGUACUGCAUGACUUGGGUUUUUCUUCUGCGCUGCCAAGACGAGGCCAUUCCCUUGCGAAAAAUUGAAUUCCAACAUCGGAAGAAUUUGAAGCACAAGAUCCAGGAACAUUCCGCGGUGUGGGGUGAUGAUGUUGAGAAGACAGUUAGCAUUAGGCUAAAGACUCGCAAGAAUCGCCUCGAAGGCGACGUGAUCACGAGGAGUUGCACUUGUGAUAGUUUCAAGUCCGAAAGAUUUCUCAUCUUCAACCAGCGACUUCUUAGUAAUGAUGACAGACUAGUCUGGGCUCGCGAUUACUGUCCGUUCUGUAUCUUUUGGAAAGAAUGGGUGCAGCCACUCAAGGCAGGAGCUAGAAUCUUCCCCAACGUCGCCUACGCUGAUGCACUUAAGUGCAUCAAAUUGUCAGCAGUCAAGCUUCAUGAGCCAGGAGAUUUUGGGACGCAUAGUUUGCGCCGUGGUGGAGCCACUACGAUUGCGUCGUGUGGUGGUAGUCUUCAAGAGAUCCUGCUCGCUGGCCGUUGGUCGUCUAGGUCUGACGCGUGGAAGCGAUAUGUGAGCAUGCGCAAGUUGGAGUGUAGUGGAAUGCUUGGAGCAGCUAAAGUUUCAGUAGAUUUAGUAGCUGAGCAGCUUGAGCUUAUUAGUGAAGGUGACGCUUCCGACGUGUCCGACCUCGACGUUGACGCUCUUGCUGAUAGCGAGAACGAAACAUCCUCUGUUGCCUAACGUUACUUCGGGCUCAGGGCCUGCUCCUCUUGUCCUUUUCCUUCUCUCGAAUAACAUCUCUCUUUUCAACCGUGGAGAUGUUGGUCCUUGACAAGACGAUGUUCUCCGACCCGCCUAACGUGGGUCUGUGCCGGACGAUAAUGACAAGUGUAGCGAUCUUCGUGUUUAUUCUGUUUCUCGCGCAGUUCUUCCAGUUGGCCAUGCAGUUUUUCAAGACGAUCGUCGAGCAGUUCAAGAUGUUGUUGGCGCGCAUCAACUUCAUCGACCAGGAGAUUUCUGAUAUCAAGCUAAUGCUUGAAGAGUUGGAGCCUGUCCUUCGUGACAGGUUGAUCGAAUAAUGUGGAUGGACAUGUUGGGCAUGAUGUGAUCACUGAACUUUUCUAGGUUUUCUCCGAAGAGUGCAGUUAUUUCCCUUUCACAAUUUCCAGAAUAAUACAGAUUUCUUUGUAAGUUGGCUUAUGUAACUAAAGCAGGUGGUUCCGCUUCGCUUAUCAUAUUUGAGUCGAGAUGGUAGGCGAUCUGAUGGGUCGACUAAAGUGUAGUGGUGGUCGAUCGUGCGGGUAAUGGAAUUUUGUGUUCAUGAAUGCAGACGAAGGGAGCAGCCCCUGUCAGGAUCGUGCAGUCUCCCAUGAUUUUUGUUGCCGGUUUUUUCUGUCUACCUCGCGGAGCGAGCUAUUCUGCUUUGUUUAGGUUUUGCUGUCGGCAUAGGCCUUUCGACCUUUCGCGUUUCCUUCCGGCAACGAGAAUCGCCUCCAGCAACAUAUCUGCAUCUGGACACUUCUUCCCCCACCUGUUCUCUUAAAUAAUCCAUGAAUUGAAUAUGAGUCAAUGCAAAAAGUAG